CUGGAAGCUAACAAGCCACAACCAACGCAAAGCCACGCCCACCUGUCCAUCUGCCCAAUGAGCGCGAAGCAGGGUGUAGCUUGUCAGACGGAGACUCUCCAACUGCAAACCUUAUGGCCGGUGACGUCACUGGGGUUGGAGAAACCGGAAGCUGUGUGUGUGAGAAUUGUUUUGUUGCCUGUUCAGGUUUGUUGUGUGCAAGGCUGGUCCAUAGGAGGCACCGGCUCAGCCUAUAAUAAUAGUAAUACUAAUAAUAAUACCGUGCGGGUUAUUAGUGUUUAUUAAUGUGCAGUCAUAGAGCAGGGGGCAUUCUGCUCACACAUGUACUCUUACAUGUCUAGUGAUGUCCAUGGUGUGUGAUGUCCAGCCAUCACUGAGGGAGUGAGUGAGUGACACAUGGCUGUCUGCCAGGGGGGCUGAAGGCAGCACAGACAGGGCUUCCCAGGAUCUCAGAGAGUGGGUGAUUGCAGUUAUCCUCAGCCCUCUCUCUGUAUUCACUAAUAUAUAAAAUAUAAUAAAUCACAUUAUUAAUAUCUGUCAGGUUUGCUGGGGAUUGAUAUUUAAUGUUGGAUAUUGUAUGCUGUGUGAUUGUAUUUUGGUUUAUGUAGCAAGGAUGGUAUAGAACUCUUAUAGAGUUACAGUGAUAAUUAGUAAAUUGUGUAUUUAUCAGAAUUUUAGUGGCAUGCUCUGAGCAUGUCUGCCUCUGUGUAGCAUAGGGGUGGUGUUGUUUAUGCUAUUGUCCUAUUAAUCCUGUGAAGGAGCCAUCCACCUGACUAGCUUUCACAGACUCGUUUUAGUUAAGAGAAAAAGGAAAGGUUGUCAUUUAGUAUCCUUAAAAUGCCAUGUACCUGUGGGAACUGGAGAAGAUGGAUUCGGCCACUUGUUGUGUUGCUGUAUGUCAUUGGGCUCAUAGUAGGAAUUCCAGUAUGUAUUUGGCAACUUCAGAAAAUGGAGGUACGUUUUCCUUUUAUUCCAAGAUGUUACUUAAUAGCCCCAUUACAAAUAACAUUUCACUUUCAUAUCCAUGGUGUUUGGGGUAUUACAUGUAGGGAAUUACAUAUACUGUGAUUUUUAUUUUUGUUAUUACCUAGUAUGCAUUUUCUAUAGUUUAUCUAUUUGUACUAGAAUUUAUUUUUCUUUGGCAAGUGGUUCAAAAUUUGUUAUGCAUUUUCUGGUUUUGGCCUUCUUUAGAAUGCUCUGAUACUACUUCUUCAAUAUAUGUUUUGUUUAUUAUCUAAACAUGGUUAUGGGCAAUAAGUGUUGUUUAAGGCAUUAUUAAUAAAAUUAUUUCUCAAACAUUAUUUCUAAUAAAAUUUCAGAUCAAUAAAUGCUUGAAAACAAAAAGGCAUUGCUUACAUCUUAUAAAAUCAGACGUUAUGUUGUUAAUUGUGCAGAACACAUUCCCUUUCAUGGAAAAUCUAUAUUAGUAUCUGCAUGACUUGUGUGUGUUUUGUUUCAAAAAGUAUCUCUCUACAUUUUUAUAUUCACACUUUUCACAUUUCUUUACUUUUGUUGUUUCAAACCAAAAGGUUUAAACUUUAUGGUUUUGUGGACACCCCUAAUGUACUCUAGGGGCUGUAUCAUUCUCUUUUUUUUUUUUUUUCUUUUUUUUUUAAAUAUGUGCUGCAGCUAUAAAACUACCCCCUGGAUCAAGUGCUGCAGAGCUUUGUUCUGAAGAGCUCAUUGAAUUGAAGCGUGGUACUGUGAUCGGAUAACAUAUUUGCAAUAAGUAAAGUUUGUGAAAUUUCAUCCCUGCUACAUAUUCCAUGGUCAACUGUAAGUGGUAUUAUUGCAGAGUGACCAUGUAAAGUCACAGAGUGCUGAGGCGAAUAUUGCGUUAAAGUCAACAAACCUUCUGAUGAUUCCGUAGCUGAAGCGUUCCAAACUGGCAUUCAUAUCAGCCUCACAACUGUGCGGCAGGAGCUUCAUGGAAUCGGUUUCCAUGGCCAUGUAACUGCCUGCAAGACUCAAAUCACCAAGUGCAAUACCAAGCUUCGGAUCAAGUUGUGUAAAGCAUGCCGCCACUGUAUUGGGGAGUUUGAAAGUCUGAUGGCGGAGUCUGGAACGUGACAGGACAACGUUACCUGCCUGACAUCGUGGUGCCAUUUGUAAAGUUUGACAGAGGAGGGAUAAUGGUAUGGGGCUGUUUUCAAGGGCUAGACUAGGCCUCUUACUCCCAGUGAAGAGAAAUCUUAAUGCUUCAGCAUACCAAAGCAUUUUGGAUGAUUCUAUGCUUCCAACUUUGUGGGAACAGUUUGGGGAGGGCCCUUUUUUAUUACAACAUGACGGUGCCCCAAUGCACGAAGCAAGAUCCAUAAAUACAUGGUUGGAUGAGUUUGGUGUGUUAGAACUUGACUGGUCCGCACAGAACUCUUGACAUUAACCCCAUCGGACACCUUUGGGAUGAACUGGAAUGGAGAUUGCAUUGAUGUCUGGCCUUCUCGUCCAUCAUCAGUACCUGAUGUCACAAAUGCUCUACUGGAUGAAUGGGUAAAAAAUCCUACAGAAAUAUUCCACAAUGUUGUGGAAAGUCUGCUCAGAGUUGAAGUUGCUAUAGUUGCAAAGGGGGACCACUACAGAUUAAUAUCUACACAUUUAGAAUGCAAUGUCAUAAAAGUCCCUGUUGGUGUAAUGGUUAGGUUUCCCGAUACUUUCGUCGAUAUAGUGUAUGUGAAUAAGCUGGUCUUUGCACUUAAGAACCUCUGACAAGUACUAUCAAAUAGUAUUUUAUCCAUUAUUUUUUGUAUACAUUAUUGUUUUUGUGAGGUGGUCAAGAAAAGCUUCUCUCAUAGAUAUGAGUUCCUCCUGUCAGUUAAAGGACCACUAUAGUGCCCUGAGGGUGCCCCCUCCCGCCGGGCUCUGGGGAGAGGAAAGGGUUUAAUCUUACCUUUUUUCCAGCGCCGGGCGGGGAGCUCUCCGCCUCCGAUCUUCCUCUUCGGCUGAAUUUGCAUGCGCUGCAUUCAGCCAGUCUCAUAGGAAAGCAUUCAUAAUGCUUUCCUAUGGACGCAGGCGUCUUCUCACUGUGAAAAUCACACUAGAGGCUUUAGAGGCUGGAUUAACCCAUUUAUAAACAUAGAAGUUUCUCUGAAACUGCUAUGUUUUUAUAUAAAAAAAAGGGUUAAUCCUAGAGGGACCUGGCACCCAGACCACUUCAUUAAGCUGAAGUGGUCUGGGUGCCUAGAGUGGUCCUUUAAGAUGUAACAAAUGUUUUAUGGCAACCCGAAACAACGUAAUAAAUCUGAACCUGCUGCGUUCUAACGUCCUUUUGGCUGGCAUACUGUUUGGUGAUACUUUUCAAGGGCUGAAAAGAUCUAAGGGUAAACAAAUACAGGGCUUUGGUUAACCCUUACUAUAUCAUAACUUUGUUUAGGAGGACUCCUAUAUCCGCCUGACACUUAUAAAAAUCCAGAUCAAUAAAUGCUUGAAAACAAAGGCAUUGCUUACAUCUUAUAAAAUCGGACUUUAUGAUGGUAAUUAUGCAUAACAUAUACCCCUUCAUGGAAAAUCUAUUUUAGUAUCUGCAUUAUCUGUGUGUUUCUUGUGAACCUCUCCUGAUUUUGAGCAUGACCAGUGAGUCACUGAACAUGCACCUAUAAUACCACAUGUUCACAAACUUGAAAAAAACAGAUCUGUUCCUACAUAAUUUGAGCAAAGUUAAAAAAUGUUAUGACCGGUAAAAAUAAUAUAAUGUGCAAAAUAUAAUAUACUAAUAAGAUAUAAAUGUUUUUCUGUACUAAAAUACACCAGUAACUUUUUAUAAGUUGCUAGCUUGUAGACAAUGCUUUUAAUGUUUCAUAAUUCUAAAAAUGUUUUGUGAAUCCAAAGUAAUAUUGAAACAAAUACCAAUUUCUUCUUGUUAUUUGUUUGUAUGGUCUAUAUAACAACAGCAAAAAAUGAUGUUACCUGUUUUAUUUCUCUAAUACAGGUUGGAGUACAUACCAAGGCAUGGUUUAUUGCUGGGAUUUUUGUACUAAUGACCAUACCAAUUUCUCUCUGGGGAAUAUUGCAACAUCUGGUUCAUUAUACACAGCCUGAAUUGCAGAAACCAAUAAUAAGGUGAUUCAUAUUACAAAUAUGUUCUGUUAAAAGGUUGAUACGGGAGCAGGCAAUGUCUGCUGUUCUCUACAGUUGACAGGUUCUCUUGUGAUGUUCUGCAAGUCAGGUGACUGGCAGAGCAUCAUGGAAUAUGUCACCUACAACAUCUGGAAUGACAGUUGUUGCCUGCUCUUGCCCUAAUGAUAGCUAAACAUUCCUUAACAUAUGCUUUUCUUUUCAUAGGAUAUUGUGGAUGGUGCCAAUUUACAGCUUAGAUAGUGUAAGUAUUUUAUCUUUAUUAAUAUACAACAUAACACGUUCCUGGCACUUAUCGCUUGUUUGCUUUUAUUUUUUAUUGUACUUAUUGUUAUCAUAAAAACACUUGUUCCUGGUUGUUGUACUAAUAGGAAGUAAGUAGUAAUUGCAGAUUGAAAACCAUUACUAAUUUUAGGCUGAGUGCACAAGCAGGAAAUAUAGUUAUUUGUAAAUCUGUUAGCUACUUCACUACUAAGUCUGGACUGUUUUAAAUCCUUAAGGACACAAGUUCAGAAGCUUGUCUUCACAAGUAUUUUUUCCAGUAUGUGUUUUAACUACAAUUUGCAUCAUUCUCAUUUAUUGCACCAAAGCAUAUUAUAUACCAUUAUUUUAGAAGGACAAAACAGACUACAGGCUUUAAUUUGAUGUGACAUACAGUGGGGGGGGGAGUAUUUGAUCCCCUGCUGAUUUUGAACGUUUGUCCACUGACAGAGAAAUGAUCAGUCUAUAAUUUUAAUGGUAGGUGUAUUUUAACAGUGAGAGACAGAACAACAAAACAAAAAAAUCCAGAUAAAUGCACGUCAAAAAAGUUAUAAAUUGAUUUGCAUGUCAAUGAGGGAAAAAAGUAUUUGAUCAGUUAGCAAGAUUUCUGGCUCCCAUGUGUCUUUUAUACAGGUAACGAGCUAAGAUUAGGAUUUCACUCAUUGACAUGCAAAUCAAUCUAUAACUGUAGAGACGCAAUUGCAUGAGCUUCUCACUGUAUUAGGCAAAAAAGUGACUUUUAGCCGAACUAAAACCGAGACAAAACCCAGCUAAAGCCUUACCUACCUCGGAAACGAGCAGCGAGGAACUACCAAGGGCAGAAGCUUGACUGAAGCCAACGAGCGGCACACUCUGAGGCAUGCGUCCCGCUGACCACCGGGCGGGAGGGACGGCCGACCUCCCAGCUCUGAGAGGCACAGGGGCUUAUAAGGUAGAGCAGGAAACCCGCUACCCCCUCCCCCUUUUUUCCAGCGCCGGGCGGGGAGCUCUCCUCCUCCUCUCCGCCUCCGAUCCUCCUCUUCGGCUGAAUGCGCAUGCGCGGGGGUGAUCCCAGUCCAACCCUGGGGGAACACUCUGACACACAGCAAAGGAGGGACAGAAUGACUACAGCUAUGGGAGCACAUCUUCCGACCCAGCCAACAUGUUGGAUGCCACGAGGCACCCAGACCCUGCAGCAGUGUGGGCAGUCAUCGAGGUAAGACUGGACAGAGCUUUCGCAACCUUCUGGCGCAACCUGGAGGAGAGGAUGCAGCUCUAUGCCCAACAGCAGCCAAAUGAACACUCGCUUCCACCACCGCCACUAAACAAGCGAUGGACACCUGUAGUCUCAGCAUGGAUGAAGGGCCCAAAAUGGCCGCGAGGCGGGAAGUUCCCAUUGCAACAGCUGAAAGCAGCACGCAAAGCACAGUCACUCGAAACCAAGCCGGGGACCCAUGGAACAUCCACAGUAAGUGCUGUAGCACCAGCAGCCACUGCGGUGACCCACUGCACCGGUACAGAGGCGAAACGAAUAUUCAUCCCUCCAGCCCGUGAAUGGCCCCCAAAACAAGGCCUGGGGCUGGAAAGCGACCAUGCAACGCCCCUGCCGAGCAAUACUUCAGGACUACACACACCUGUUUCCAAGUCUCGGCGUGGGCUGAACGAGACCCCCUGGGUCUGGGACUGACAACACGUUUCCUACCAUGGAGACACUCUACCGACAAGAUCUUGUCUUACCGUUGAAAUGCCUGAUUUGCCUGAGGUUUCCUUACAUUUGUUACUUGCUGAAGGGUAUUGCCUACCGCUGAUCAGGUAGAAUCACUUACUCAUUAUCACAACACUAAACGCCUGAACUCACUAGUUUAUUCAUUGCAAUGUCUCUUGAAUGCUUCAUAUGUUCAAACCUUACAAAUGUGAGGUAGGCUGAACUUGAUGGACGCAAGUCUCUUUUCAGCUAUGUAACUAUGUAACCUUACUAACGCUUUAAAAGUGUGCACGAACUGUCAAACAACACAAUUGUUGCUAAACAUAUGUUGAAUCUCUGGCACCAGCUGUUGUGGCAAUGCCGACUUAAAUGUACCAUGUAUAAUCUAUGCACAAACAAAAUAAAGAAUUAUAAAAAUAAAUAAAUAAGCCUACCAUUAAAAUUAUAGACUGAUCAUUUAUGUGUCAUUGGGCAAACAUUCUAAAUCAGCAGGGGAUUAAAAUACUCCCCACUCCCCCUCACUGUAUACAAAUAAUCAUUAUUUAUAUAAAACAAACACAAAAUAAGAAACCCCCCACCCCACAGUUUUGGCAAUAAAGUUUGCAUAGCAAGCAGCAGCUUAAGCGAUAUAAGAAAGCAGUUUAAGAAAAAUAAAUUGAUUUAGUUGUUCUGAUUUACAGAGUACAUCAUGUGUAGGAUAUCGGUUUAUUUUUGGUAGUUACAGGUCACAAAAUACAGGGAGUAAAAUAAAAUUUCAAUGUAGAACGAUUUUAGGAUAUGUUAUGCUUGUCUUGUUUUCUUAAUAGCCAUCAGAGAAAACCAAAUUGCCAUACAAAAGUAUAUAUUUAUAUGAAGCAGACAUCACAGGCUGUUUACAUAACGGUAUUUUGACACUUUUUAUGUAACCAUUUUACUGCCAAUCUCUGAUAAAUACUGUAGUAAAAUAGUUUUUUGUUUUUCUGAUUUUUAACAUACACAUAUUUUGUAGACCUUGUCUAUUUCGUAGACCUGGUGUGUAUUACUCUUGUAGAAAACAUCAUUGUGUUCAUCUUUUGAGUAAAAUUAUACUCCCAAUGUAUGCCUUUGCUACUAUCCUGUGAAGUUACAGUGCCAAAAGAGACCUGACCAGUUCAGUUUUUACAGUUAGAAUUUUGAUAGAUACAUUUGUUCUAAGUCUCAUUUUGGUGACUUGUAGCAGUUUGAAUGUUGCAAUUACCAGAUAAAGGUCUACCAUUUGUGAAAGAAGACACUCCGGGGUAUCUCAUAUAAUGUAUUUUGUGCCUUAAUGUAAUUAAAUAUGUUUUCACCAGUUUGUCAAACUUUGUGGUAAAAUGUUUUUGCUUUUUUGCAUUUUUUUUUUUUUUUUUACAUACACAUUAAAUUUUUUCUGGCUUUAAAAAAAAAAAUAAAAAAAAAAUGUGCCAUUGUGAUCAACCCCCCAAAAAUUAUGUUUAGCAAACCCCUCUGAAUAAAACAAUAUCUCCAAUGUAUGUCUUUGUUACUAUCCUGUGAAACUACAGUGCCAUAUAAGAGUACUGGCCAUUUCAGGUUUUACAGUUAGACCCAUCCAAUUUACCUAUCAACAUUCUAUAUCUCAUUUUGGGGCAUUGUAGCAGUUUGACAGUUAAAUGUAACACAAGUUUUAUUAUACAGCCAUUUUAGCAUAAUUUUUUCCCCCAAGUUUUAAAGUAUUUUAUUUUUGCAAUUUUUACAUGCACAUUGCACUUUAGCAGUUAACUUUGUAAACUUGAUGUAUUUUGCUGUAAAAAAAAAAAAAAUCACUAAAUUAUGUUCAGCUAUAUUUCCUGAGUACAUAAUGACUCCCUUUGAAUACCUUUGUCACAUUUUUAAGAAACUAAAGGGCUGAAACUAUAUCCUGCACAUUACAGUUUUUUGGGGGGGAAAAUGGCAAAUUGAAGGUGGGUCUUUGAUGCAUUCUAGGAGCUCAUCUGUCAGUCUGGGGCCACUAAAUGAAGUUGUCUGGGUGCAAUGUCCCUGACUGAGUACUUUAUAAAUUACAGAUGGGGUAACUCAUGUGACCUAGGUUAACAGAUGUAUGUCACAGGCUUUGUGUGCUUCAAGUAAGUGUUAUGCAGCUAACUAUAGGCAGCUGUCUCAAUGUAUACGUUAUCUCUGGAUCUAUUUUACUCCAUUUAAUUAUUUUGUUUAUAAACAUUUUAUUCCAUAUUUUACAUAAUAAAACAUAGAGUAUAUGAAAAACAGCUUGCAAAUGCUGCUUGCAAGACAGUCUGUACCAAGGAAUUCACCAAUCAGAGGAUUCAAAUCCGUGAAAAAAAGAUUUAGAAAAAAAGAUAAAUGAAUGCAGUGGUAUGCAACCUGCAACCAUGGAAAUAAUACCAUGGUGACAUCAGUGUAGAAAGAUGCUGAAGAUGUUACAUAUGCACUAAGCAUUCACAGGCUAUAUGGAACAUAUAUGAAUACAAUGGCAUUUAGUACAUGAAUAUUCCUAACAGUGAUAUAGUAGGGCAAUAGCAUACAUUGUAUUCUAAUUAUAUCGGCUGUUUGUUUUUUUUUGUUUGUUUUUUUUUUUUUUUAAUGCUCUGUUAGCUGGGUAAAAGUCAAUUCAUUCAAAAGUUGUUUUUUUUUUUUUUUUACUUCUCUGUUUUGCCUAAAAUUUUCAGAACCCUCAUCAUAGUGUCACAUUUCCUGGUUUAAAAGACAACUCUGAUCAAUAUGUCACGUGUCCUUUUCUAAACAGUUAUUACAUUUAAUGAAACUUAAUGAUUUAUUUAUUGUUAUGCAUGAUGUUUUCUUGAGACAGUAUUUCACUUUGUAUCUGGCUAAGCAGGCAUGUUGAGUCAGACUGUGCUGUUAUCUGAGAAGUGUAGCUGAACAUUAGCUGCCCAGCCAGAUAGAAAACAUUUUCAUCUUCAUGGAAAUUAAGUUGUUAUGGUGCCAGGAGGUCGUUGGCUUGCUUUGUAAGUCAACUCUCCAGCCCUGUGUUGCUCUUCCCCCCCCUCCAAUAUCCGUUAUUUGAAUUUUUUUAUUUUUUUUAGAACAGAAGCCUCAUAGGGGAACUGCUUACUGACUUAGAGCAGUUAACUGAAAAUAUAAGUCAGUCAGUAGCUCCCCAUCCACAAAACGGCUUGAGAAACAUAAGUAACUCAAGCCGCUUUUUAUGACUAGUGAGCUGCUGAUUGGCUUAUAGCUGAUCAGCAGUCUGAGGAAUCCGCCUUGAAUAUUUUUAUAAAGUGAAAGUUGGAAAGAGCAGAGUGAAACAGGUUUUAACCCUUAAAAGUGAGCAGCACCAGGGACUUUAAUGUACCAUAACAACUGUAUUUCAGUGAAGUUGUUAUGGUGUCCAGAAUGUCCCUUUAAAUGGAAUAAACAUUUAGAGAAGUAAAACUGUAAUGACAGCUGUCAUUUUAAAUAAUAAAGCUUUAACUGUGUAAUCACAACAGAAGUAAAGAUGAUAUAACCCACAGCCCCCAGAGAUGCAGCCUACUGCUGAACUAAUUUAAUAACCAACUAGGUUGGUACAAAUCGUAUUUCAUUGCUGGAGCCAAACUUUUUGUUCACUAAAGUUUCCCUCUUCUUAUUUCUAAUGUAGUGGAUUGCUCUAAAGUACCCUGAUAUUGCAAUUUACGUGGACACCUGUAGAGAAUGCUAUGAAGCGUAUGUCAUCUACAACUUCAUGAUUUUUCUUUUAAAUUAUCUAACGAAUCGUUGCCAAAACCUUGCCUUGGUUCUGGAAGCCAAAGAUCAGCAAAGACAUUUACCACCUCUGUGCUGUUGCCCACCAUGGGCAAUGGGAGAGUGAGUAUUAGAAAUUAUUUUAUAUGAUUACUUUGCAAUGUGAGAGUGCUUGGGUGCUAAAGUUUAGCCAAAAUAUAAAUUUCAAACCGAGCAUGCAAUCACAGAUUUUCUGUGGCUAAAUCAGUAGCAGUAGUGUUCAAUAUUUCAGUCCCAGUUUUGAAGUUUUUUUUUUUCUAAAGAUUUCAUAAGUCCUUUGACAGGUUUGAAAUGUUAAACAUUACUACCUUGUAACCAGGUCAAAUUUGAUUAAUAAAAUCAUCUUGUUCACUACAUAGGAUCGUGUGUGUGUGUGUAUUUUGUAGUUUGAAAAGAAUCUGCUUUGAUUCUGAUUGUGCUAUAUAAAUUGUGGUAUGUCUGUUAAUUUGACCAACUCUGCACUAAAUAUAUGAGCAGGCUCUUUGGGUUGCUGUUAAAGAAAUGUUUUCCAUAUUCUGUCAUUCUGCAUUUUGUAAACAUGCAUGUGUAUGUCUUGUUACAGUGUGUUGUUAUUCAGAUGCAAAUUGGGUGUGCUGCAAUAUACAGUUGUUCGACCAGUCACCACCAUAAUUGCAUUGUAAGUAUGAAGAAGAAAAAACAAAGCAUGAAAGUAAUUGUGUUUUCCAGGACUGGGUCGUGACUGCAAAUUGGGGCGGGGGUGGGGUGAGGGGGGAUUUUAUGUUUUUCUUUUUGCAUCUUGUCUAUUUUUGUAACUUUUCUGCAGGAAAAACGUGUACAGAGUGGGUCAAUCAUUGUAAUAGCCCAUAUGGGUAUUUUAUUUUCUAAAAAUUUAUGUCAAUUUGUCUAUUUCCUUCUGAAUUACCCAUCCAUCACAGUAAAGCCGUUAUGUUCUAUUCUCCUUCUGAGUGUGCUGUACCUAUUGAAGACACAUUUUAUUUUCAUUCAAUGACAUGUGGUCAUAUACCGGUAAGUCGCAUUGUGCAGUCAUGGGGAAAAAGAAGGUACAUCCUCUUUAAAUUCUAUGGUUUUCCAUAUCAGAACCUAACAAUCGGUUCCUUAGCAAGUCUUAGAAUUCGGUAAAUACAACAUCAGAUGAACAACAAGGCAUGACAUAUUACACCUUGUUACAAUUUAUUUAACAAAAAUAAAGCCAUGGGUGAAAAACUAAAUAACACCAUUACUGCUUCCAUAGGGAUUGAGAGGCUAAGUGGCAGACAGGUGCUGCUAACCAAACGACCUUGAUUAAUUGAUCGUCAGCAAUUGUAACCAUCUCUAUAAGAGCCAAUGUUUUAGCAUUUUGCUGGUCUAGAGCAUUCAUGUAUGUGUUAACACAAUGCCAAGGUGGAAAGAGAUUGGCAAUGAUCUUUCAGGAGUGGACGUCCCACAGAUUCACCCCAAAGUCGGACUGUACAAUGCUUAGAGAAAUUACAAAAAACUCAAGCGUUAAAUCUUUGACUCUACAGGCCUCUGUUGGCAUGUUAAAGUUCUUGACAGUACAAUUAGAAAAAGACUAAGCAAGUAUGGUUUGUUUGGCAGGGUUGCCAGGAGAGAGCCUCUUCUCUCUAAAAAAACCAUAGCAGCACAGCCUAGGUUUGCAAAGCUGCAUCUUAACAAACCAGAAGACUUCUGAAACAAUGUCCUUUGGACAGACGAGAAGUGAAGUGGAGAUGUUUGGCCAUAAUGCACAGCGCCACGUUUGGCAAAAACCAAACACCGCAUACCAACUCAUACCAACUGUCAAGCACCGUGAUGGAGGGAUGAUGAUUUGGGCUUCUUUUGGAGCCACAGGGCCUGGGAACCUUGCAGUCGUUGAGUUGACCAUGAACUCCUCUGUAUACCAAAGUAUUCUAGAAUCAUCUUUCCAACUGCUUGGCCAAAAUUAAGUUGUGCAACAGGACAAUGGUCUCAAGCACACCAGUAAAUCUACAAUCGAAUGAAAUCCGGGUAAUGCAAUGGUCCAGUCAAAGCCCAUACCUCAACCCGAUUGAAAUGCUGUGGUGGGACCUUAGGAGAGCUGUGCAUAAUCAAAUGCUAGCUAACGUCAAAGAACUGAAGCAACGUUGUAAAGAAGCGUGGGCCAAAAUUCCUCCCCAAAGAUGUGAGAGACUGUCAUACAGAAAAUGAUUAAUUCAAGGUAUUGCUGCUAAAGGUGGUCUUAUAAGGUGUACUUAGUUUUUCACACAUGGCUUCUCCAUAUUGGCUUUAUUUUUGUUAAAUAAAUUAUGACCAUGUGUAAUAUAUCGUGUGUUGUUGUUCAUGUGAGAUAGUAUUUACCUAAUUUUAAGACCUGCUAAGGAACUAAUGGUUUGUUAUUGUGUCCUGAUAUGUAAAUCCAUAAAAUUCUAAGUUGGUAUAGUUUAUUUUUCCCAUGACUGUAUUUCUCUCUAGUAACCCAGUUUAUAAAUAAAUAAUUAUUUGGUUAGUCAUUCUAUUUUUUUGACCAUAUAUGUUUUCUAAAGUUCAAAUGGCUCUGCUUGUAUUUCAUAAAUAGAUGUUCAUUAUAUGGGUUUUAGAAGGUACACUUGUUACAAUUUUCCUUGCCAUAAGGAUACUUAUUAAAACUAAAAUUCCUGCAGUGUAAACUCUUGUUAACCAAAUAGCCAAUACCCUCUGAAAAGCCUUCUCCAAUUAACCAGUCUGAGGCCGGAUUAGUGAAAGUAUUAGAUUGCGUCUUUAUUGCAAUAGAUCAAAAGCAGUUUGAGAGCAUACAUAUUAAGAUCCUGAAUAUAUACAUGAUAUCAGUGAAAAAGAAUUGUCUAUUCUCCAGGAACAGGAAAACAGACUCUUCUCAUUGGGAGUAGGAUUACUCCUCCACCUGCUGGUCUUGAAAUGUUUAGUUGCAAACCUUGAAAGUUUUGUUACAAAAUAAUUAUGUUGCUGAGCAUACUCUUUGGCCUAUUAAUCCUUCUAUUACCAGACAGCAAGCUUAUCCCAUAUAUAAGUUGGAAUAACCUGGUUUGCAUUUUAGUGUUACAAAAUAUAUAUUUAUAAAUCUUAUCGUUAAGGCUCUCUUAACAUAUUUGCCACAUUCUAAUAAGUAUUGCAAAUAUUGAAGAUCACAAAGCCCUAAACAGAAUUCAUUUUAUAUACUUAUUUAACCCCUUAAGGACACAUGACAUGUGUGACAUGUCAUGAUUCCCUUUCAUUCCAGACCUUUGGUCCUUAAGGGGUUAAAGGAUCACUAUAGGCACCCAGACCACUUCAGCUUAAUGAAGUGGUCUGGGUGCCAGGUCCAUCCAGGGUUAACCCUGCCUAGGGUUAACCCUGUCUGCUGGAUUAACCCUGCCACUUACAAAUGGGUUAAUCCAGCCUCUAGUGGCUGUCUCAUUGACAGCCGCUAGAGGCGCUUCCGCACUUCUCACUGUGAUUUUCACAGUGAGAAGACGCCAGCGUCCAUAGGAAAGCAGACUGACUGCGUGCGCGGCUCUUGCCGCGCAUUCAGCCGAUGUUGUUGGAAGGAGGAGAGUCCCCAGCACUCGAGGGAGCCCGGCGCUGGAGAAAGGUAAGAUUUUAACCCCCUCCUCCCCCUUCAGCCCGGCGGGGGGAGGGGGCUAUUAACACUAUAGUGCCAGGAAAACGAGUUUGUUUUCCUGGCACUAUAGUGGUUCUAUAAUAGUUUCCAUGCAUCCACGUUGGUGGCUUUUUAAAUUUUUUAUUACAUCAUAGUUAAAACGGUUUCCUAAUAAGAAUUCUUGAAAGUAAGGUUUUAUUUUUUUCUUACAGUUGGAGAACUUGUGACUAGAAAUUAGAUUGCAUAUGAUUUGCAUACUGCAUUAUUCUGGUUUCUAGCAUUAUUUGAAUUUGUUUCUUAAGGAAGUUUUAUCUCCUAAAGAUAAAGAGUAUUUAAUAUGUAUAGUUUCCAAUUCGCCUUCCUCUAUUUAAUGAACAUAAUUUGUUUAGGGUAUAUGUUUUCAUACAUCAGGGUGAUGCAACAUUAGCCUGCUGAGGUAUUCUUCAAUGUUUUAUCAAAGCUCUAUUUUACAUCUGCAAUAUUCUGCCUCAUGGUAUUUUUUAUUCAUCUUCUUUUUUUUUUUUUUUUAUACGUACAGAUUUGUGCAGCAAAAACAUUGAAACAUUCUCACUACCUUAUAGCACAGUGUUUGCCACACUUGUCCUCUUAAAAAGUCAAAAACGUCUCUGGUCACAACAGUAUAGCCACCCUCCUUUCUGAUGCGUGUGCUGAUGUGUUCACAUGCAAGCAUUACCAGGUUCUUUCUUACAUAGACAUAACAUGAUCUAUACAGGAAGAGAGAAGGAUAGAAAAAGGGAGGCUGUAUAGAAUGUGAAAGAAUUCUAGACAGAACAUGAAGGGUAUGCGUGGUAUUAUUCUCUACUCCAUAGAAGACUUGCCUGUCAUUUCGCAAUUCUAAGGCAUUCUUUAUAGAGCAAGAGAGUACAGUUACAAUGUUUUAGAGUGAAAUAAAUCUCACAAAGGGUUAUUGUAUAUUUAGCUCAUGUUCUGUCAUUUGGAGAAAACACUGUUUUAUAUAUAUUUUUUUCAAUCUAAACUCUUUGACAAAUAAUAAUCUUUUUACGUUUGUCAGUUUUUGCAAGAUGAAUGUGCUUCAGUUAUUUAAAAAGAGUAGUUGUUGGACAACACUACAUGGAAACCAUGUCUGUGCUAAUAGCUUCACUUUUAGAAUGUAGACCCAUAUAUUAUCACUCUAUUAUGACUUACUGUAAGUGUGCAUAUUGGGUUAACCCUUUUGUCUCAUUUUAGGAUAUGUCAGUUGGCUGGUGUUUAUGGUGAAGGCGACUUCAAUCUAAAAAAUGCAUGGACAUAUUUGGUUAUUAUCAACAAUGCAUCACAACUGGUGAGUUUCAGGCAGGGGUGUUUCUAGAUUUCAAAAGGCUUCAGCCCAAGCAAUACAUGAUGUACCCCAACUCUACCCUGGCUCUUCUCAUGACUUCAUCUCCCCCACACGAUUCAGCAGGUAUCUACCAUCGUGCAGGUUUGCAUUUAUGUCGAUUUUGGGCAAUAAAAACCAAACUUGAGGUCAGUUGUGCAGGAGCUCUCUAAAGACAAUUCUGGCCAGCUUGACUGUCAGGCCCCGUCCCCCAGGUGCUCUGAGAAAUUACCUGCCAAUGAGUUUAGUUCCACUACGCUAAAAACCAGGAAGUAACAGAAUCAUUUGCCAACUUACCACAUAAACUUGAGGUAAUAUAUGCCAAAGAGAACUCGUGAAGAGGUUGUGAAAUAAAUAAUAAGCACGGUCUUAAAGGAACAUUAUAGCGUUAGGAAUACAAACGUGUAUUUCUAAUGCUAUAGUGUUCUCCUAACUAUGUAUGUGAGUUUCCGUGUGGUUUCAAAGGUGAGUUUUACUUACCUUUUCUCCCUCUUGGCAUUGGUCUCGCCAUGGCUACUCCGCCACAUUGGCUGAGAUCAUCAAGUUUGAUGAUCUCAGCCAAUCUCAUGCUUCCCCAUAGGGAAGCAUUGUGAGGCUAUUGCACAUGCGUGGCAAAUCACCACUCUGUGUCAAUAAAAUGUUCUCUAGAAACAGCAUUUGAUUAAGAACUGAGUUUAACUUGGUUCUCACAGUGUAAGUGCCUCUAGUGAGUGUAAGGAAGACAGUCACUAGGAGGUGUGUUUAAACUUGCAAUGGAAACAUUGCAGUUUGUAUAUAGCGGGGUUCAAACUAAAGUGCCAUUGCAUCCAUCCUACUUCAGUUGAGAUAAAGGGGUUUGGGUGCCCUUAAUGGUCAUUUAAGCAAAUAGGAAUUUAAAAAGGUUUUGCUUUUCAUUCUUCUUCCCCAUAGACUUUUUUUAUUUUUGCCUAUUUGCGUUGUCCUUUGUUUUCUCCUAAUUGUUUAAGUAUUUAAUGCAUGUUCUGUAUUUUAUCUUUUUGUACAUGGAAAAAGUUUGUUAAGCAAAUCUCUUUACAAAUUGUCUGCCUUUUUCUUUUUCUAGUUUGCUAUGUAUUGCCUUGUCCUGUUUUACAAAGUUCUGAAAGAAGAGCUAAAUCCAAUUCAACCAGUUGGCAAGUUUCUCUGUGUGAAAAUGGUUGUCUUUGUGUCAUUUUGGUAAGCAGAUUUUGUAAGUGUUUGUACAAAUUUCUUCAGCUAUCUAUACAGCACAUCUCCUUAUGUGAUCAAUUUAGAAUUUUCACAGAACAGAUGUCUCUCCAAGAAUGCAAGAUCCAGACCUUGUUCACUCUAUCUAACAAUGUCUGGAUUUUCCAGAAAAGCCACCAAAUGAGCGAGUACUUAAACAUGUGGCCUCUAUUAAAAUGUAAAAAAUAAAAAAAAAUAAAGUAAGCCUAUGGGAGUCAUUAUGGCCCCCAUAUUACUAUAAGUGAGGUUGUAGACCUCCCUUAUGCCCCCACCUGUGGCAUAUCUACAAAAUAUAAAGGCCCUAUGCAUUAGGGAAUUGUGGACAGCCGGUGGGGGUGAUUACACAAAAAAACAACAGGGAGGACAUCCUAAUGCCCCACCUGUUGGUGGGGACUACUUAAACUGGGGGCUGACCUAGUGUUCCCCCACCAGCCGAUAAGUGUCGGGUUGGGUCUAUUCGUUUAAUAUCGGGGUGGACCUGUUGCCUGUGUUCACCUAUGGGUGCAGUUGCUGGUGGACGACUUUAAAUAAAUAUACAAAAUUGCCUAUAAGUCAGGAGUGGGAGCAUAACGGAUGUUUACAUCCCAUCUUAUAGUAAUAUGAGGCUAUAUUGGACCAUAGGCUUAUUAUUUUAUAUUUAUUUUUAUACUUUUUAAUGUGGCUGCUAGCUAGUAAGCGCUGGCCAGCCACCACAUGAUCACUCAUCUCAUUAGAUGAGUGUGCAGGAAAGCAGUAUAGUGGGAAGAUGAGAGGAGAGUGGACUAAUUAUGUUAGAAAAGAAGGGGCAAAAAGCUUAAAGGAAUAAAAAUGACUCGGAGGCUGUUGGCUUUCCUGAAGAGGUUAGUUUGGGGUUUUUUUUGUAAAGGACUGAAGGAUUGAAGACUAGGGGAAUGUCCUAUGAGGGAAGUAGGCUACAAUUAGAAAUUCUGUAGAUGAGAAUUAAACAGACAGUGCCCAAUCAUCGGCUUCUCCCAGUUGCCUUUUUUUGUUUGAGGGGGGGGGAAAAAAAAGACAAAAAAACCUGAAGGACGAUCACUGGAUAACUGGGAAAGCUUUGUUCUUCUAAGGCUGGCUUCCCCAAACUGUGGCCCUCCAGAUGUUGCUGAACUACUUUGAUUCUCAGCCUAUCUAUUUCAUUCAUAGAAUCAUGGGAGUUGUAGUUCAGCAACAUCUGGAGGGCCGGAGUUUGGGGAAGCCUGUUUUAAGGGUUGAGGUGAGUGUGUCGCCCAUUGCCUACUGACAUCAACUUUUCAACUUACAAUGACUCAUGUAGCAAUGACUCAUGUAGCUGCUCCUCAUUAUUCAUUAAUACAAGAUUGCAAAAGAAAACCAAUCCAUCACCAUUCUAAUACAAAGUUGUCUCACUUAUUUUUUUUAUUAUAAUUUUUUUUUUUAAUAGGGAUGUCCUCAGGUAAUUAUGACAAGUUGGCAACUCAGAUUUGUCAUGGCAAAAGUAGCUGAUGUUGCCUAGUCUUUAGGCUAGGCAGUAUUGUAACCAUUCUCCCCCCUCCUCCCUCCCUCCCCCCCCCCACAUUUAUUGGCAUGUUUGAAUGUUCCCCCCACAUAGUUUUUCAUGAAUUACAAACCGUCUUAUAAAUGAGCAUCAGACGUCCUAAACAAAAUUUCAACUGGGAAAAUUAUUUGUACAAACGAAUAAUCGCACUGUCCACACGUCUAAUCCACACAGAGGAAAAACAAAUACAUGGUGAUCCUGAAUUAAUUGCACAAAACAAGGUUGUUUACCCAUGCAUAAAACAUAAUAUAGGCUUAUGAGUUUUUAUUUUGUUUUUCACUCAGGCAAGCUGUUUUUAUUGCACUGUUGGUGAAGGUUGGAAUUAUAUCAGAUAAAAACACCUGGGAGUGGAAGAAUGUUAAGGAUGUGGCUACAGGACUACAGGUAAAUGAAUUACAACAGACUGACCAUGAACUGCUCCCUUUAUUUCAGUGACCACUGUUGAUCAGCAUCUUCCACUGUAUCCACUCUCCGUAUCGCCUCUUUUUAGCAAUCUCCGAAACGUAGCCACUGAGGUCACCAAGAAACUAUAAUACAUUUAAAGACCAGAUUCAGGAAAUCUUCUUCUAUAUGUAAUGAGCAACAGCACCUUCUUUGCCAUGCAAAAAAACCUUUAUUGCACUGAAAAAGAUGCCAAAACAGGGGAUCAAUAAAUCCAGGUCACAGCUCCUCCUGGAUUCAUUGGCACCCUGUUUUGGCACCUUUUUUGAAUGCAGUGAAUGCUCAUUAAUUGUAGAAUGGGAAGUCCUGAAUUUGGUCUUCAAAUGUAUUACAGGGCUGCCGGUAAAACUUAACCUUAUGUUGAUCAGUUGUUUUAGUACAUUAAGGUUAAAAAAUGCCAAUGUAUUUUUACUUGGGUGUCACUGUUUUCAUGUGCUGUUGGCUUACAUUUUUUAGAUCUGUGGGAUUUAUUCACUAAGCAAUGAACUGGGGCAAGUUAACAAGUAACUACUGAAAAAGCAGAGUUGAAAUCCUCCCAUCUCAACUAUUCGCAGUAGCAACAUUGCAUUGCUUUAACAAUUUAACUCUACCUACUUGCCAAUGUUGUGGCAUAAUUUUGUAAAAAAGAAAUACGCUAAAUAAACAAAAGACAACAUGUUUCUUGACUCAUAAGCAGUCCAGUAAGCCAAAGUGUGUUUUGGUUCUUAGAGAGGGACAUUUUAAAGAAACAUAAACUAUACUUUUAUUACAUUUUGUAUUGUUGGGAAUUCAAAAUUAAUUUCAAAUUUAAGGACAAUUAUUCCAGGCGAAUUUGGCCUUAAAUUUGAAAUUCCCUAUGGAUUCCUGGUAAAUAACACUGAUAAUAUAUAACCCAUAUUCUGACGCCAUAUUUAUAAACCGCGCGUUCGUUACAGUUCAGUACAUUUGUUCUCUCAUAUGAGUGAUAACACCAAUGAAAACAGUUGUGGCUCACUGUUUUCAAAUUCUAUAUAUUCUUAUAGCUAGAGGAAAUAAGUUAUGCCAUAUUAUUAUUUUUUAAUUUUGUUUUUCUCCUUCUCCACUCAUCCUAGGAUUUUGUUAUUUGUGUUGAAAUGUUCUUGGCUGCCAUUGCCCAUCAUUUCAGUUUUUCAUAUAAGCCUUACGUGCAAGAGGCAGAGGAAGGCUCUUGUUUUGAUUCCUUUCUUGCUAUGUGGGAUAUUUCUGAUAUUAGAGCAGAUAUAUCUGAGCAAGUGCGCAAUGUUGGUAAGUACAUUUGUUUUUGUCUUAUUUUGAUGACUGCAUAUGUGUUCUUCAUUCAAAAAAUGUUUUAAUAUAGAAACAGUCCACACAAAAAUAAACUGUGACCUCUCAAAGCCCUGUUAACUUCUAUGCAGUCACUUUAACAGCAAAAGGAAUCGCAUAGAGUCUUAAAGAAUGGUCUCUGCAGCCUGGUCUUUCACCACAGCUCGCUAAAUAAAUAUUAUAUUGUUGUGGGGCAGCUUACCUAUAUUGUAGUCCAUCGAUGAAUAUAUACUCUUCCCUUAGACAUGGCCCGACCAUUACUAAUAAAGGCUCACUGCCACAGUCAAGCUCCUGCACAAGCAUGGACUGCUCCCAUCCCCCCCAGCUCACACAUAAAGAGGGUUCAGUUCAAGAUCACGCAUCAUUACAAUCUACUGGGAGCGGGUAUAUCCCCAAGGGGACAACUCUGGACCACAACUUGGCAUAGGCCCUCUCAGCACCCUCUGGGGCACAACUCCAUGUUGCCAUUUAUUAUCCCAUCAUUUUCUAUAACAUAAAACCCCCUCAUUCUACAUUUCCAUCUGGUCAUUGACAUGUUUUGAAAUCUCUCAUGUUUACUCAACAUCAUUAUUUGUUAUUGUUACUUUAUAACCAUACUAAGUGAUGUGCGUGUUACAUGCUCAUCUAUUCUGUACUCCCACGUGGAAUGAGAAAAUAAAGAAUAAAAAAAUCAUGCUCUUAAGUGGCACCCUUUUUAAGAGGGCUCCUGCUUGGGAAUCCCUAAAUCCCUGGCUCCUAUUCAUUAUAACAAAAAAAUGGCUUCCCUUCCUAGUUCAGUCCCCACUCUUAUCAUGAGGAAGAAGGCAUUUCUACUCAACCAUAAAUAAAAUAAUAAACCAUGUAAAAAUAUAAUGUGAUUUAACACUUGCUUUUCUAGCAUUGUCAGAAAAAGAUUGGUUGUUCUCAAUUGUCAAAAGGGAUGCUGUCAAAAUAAAUACAGACCCUCCAACCCAUUGGCUGGAAAGUAAAUGACUGAGGCCUUAUGCUCAGUACAGAAGUGUUUGCAUAGCCCUAUCUCAUUAUGUUGACCAUGUCCUACAAUGUGAUUGACUAUAUGUACAUUUCUAUGUAGCUAUGCGCUGGCAGUUGCAUAGCAGAAAACUGAUAAUAUUAUCAACUGUUUUAUUACACUUUGCUUCCAUUUACAUAGACGAGGUCAAACUUUGCAUUUUUUUUCCUGGCUCCGCCAGGCAACACAUGCAUUAUUAACAGUAUUUUUUCUAUAUUUGGACAAUGAAUAACCUACGUAGGCAAAAUUGAUGUAUUGGAAAAUGGAGGACAAAACACUAUUCAAAACAGUGCUGAGUACAACCAAAGGGUUACUCAUCAAACUGCAAAGUAGUAAUUACUGGCUGCUAGAUGCAGUUCUAUUUUUUUAUAUAAUAUAAAGGAACUAUAAUGAAAUACAAACAAAACACAAACAGGGUCAUAAGUACUCAGUGUUUUGUGUACCUUUAUAGUUAAUUUUUGUAAUGUAAGACUUAAUAAAGAACCUCAGAUUAACUUUUUUUGUGUGUGUGUUUACAUUUUAUUACUGUGCUCAGGUUUGCUAAUACUUCUAUAUUUGAUAUAAAGAUAUUUUAUCUUUGUCAAAUAUAUUUUAUUAGAGUUUUUUUUUUUCUUUCAUAUAUUGUAAUAAACAAUGAACAAUUGUAACAUAUACAAUAAAUAUUAAUGGGAUGUGGAAACUGGGAGAAAAGGGGGAUAUAGCCCCACCCCUUUUAAACUCCUGAGUCAUGAUUGACACGAUUUACAUCUUCUAUGCAAUGUGCUGUGGAAACCAAUGUAAAUUAAAUGCACGAUCUUCUAAUAAAAGUCUGCUUUGUGACAAAACUUUUUACAGUGGCAAAAAUAAUUUAAGUGUUUCAUUUAUUAGGUUUCUCAUGUCACAGGCUGUUUUAGCUGAGCAGCUAUUUUUUUUAUUUUUUUUUUAUUUUAGUUGUACAUAGAUGAUGCCAACACGUUUGCAAUGUCACAUAUAUAUAUAUAUUCUCUGUACAUCAAAAUAAAGAGUAAAACAUUACUUUAAAUAAUAUAUAUCGAUAAUAGCAUUAUGUAAACAUAAAUAAAUGAUACAUAACUAUUUACAAACAAUACAUUUUCUUCCCAUGUAUUCCAGUAGUAUAAUAGCUUAUUUAAUAAGGGGGUGGUUGUCUUAUGGCCAAUUCAUAUGUUUUAUUCUCUAGUGUCAGGUCAGAAUUUCUUUAAUUGACAGUAAUUUGGGAAAUUUCCAGUAUCGGGGUAGUGAACAAGUGGCAGCAAUUAAAAUAUGUCCUAUAAUUAUUUCGUUUAUUUUAUUUAUGGAACGAGGAAAAUUUUUAAAUAAGCCUAAUUCUGUCAUAAAAUAAGUAAAAGAUGGGUUCAUGUUUUGAAUUAAUGCAUGUAUAUUUCUUAUAAGGGAAGAUUAUUAUUAUUAUUAUUAUUAUGCACUGGUGGUGGGAUUUAUAUGUUCUGUAUAUGUUCUAGUACAGUUCCUUAUUUAAUUGGUUAAAUAUAUGCUUGGUUAGCCUUAUAAGUUACCAUUUUUUGUCUCCUUUUGAAUUAUUUUUUUAUUUUCUUUGCUUUCCAUAUAAUAUGGCAGUGUAAUCACCGGUUCUAAGUUAGGCAUUUUUACAUUUGCAGGACGGACAGUUUUGGGCAGACCUCGGAAGAUGUUUUUCACAGAUGACUUAGAACAAAAUGAACACACUAGCUUGCUUUCUUCAUCUACUCAGGAUCCAUUGUCUGCAGCCUCCUCUAUGCCGCCUUCUCCAUCAGGACACUACAAAGGGUUUGGCCAGACAAUAACACCUCAAACUACACCUACUUCUGCAACCGUCCCAGAGGAACUCUACAGUGCUGACACUCCUGACCAAGAUACUCAGGUGCCAGUGACUGAGGAUAGUGAGGAGGUCUCAUUUGAAAACAUCAAGCAUUUAGAAUCCUAACAACCCAGACAUUUUUAACAGAGAAUUGCCAAAUGUUCUAAUGGCCAGAGUUGGUUCAGGUUGCAAAAACAGGAGGGGAAAAAAAAUGGAUCCCCAGCGGUUAUAUUUAUUUUAUCUGCUGCUUACAUAAUUUUCUGACAAAUGGAAGUCUGGUUAAAGUCAAUGUUGAUUCCGAAAGCAGUAAGGAUGAUAAUAAUAUGGUUGUACCUGGUGUUUUGUUUUUUUAACUAUAUUUUUGUCGUCAUACACCUCCAGUAAUGACCUGUUGUGAAUAAAAUACAGCUAUUUAUAUAUUACUUAAUAAUACAGCGCAUUUAAGCCUCAACUUCCUCAGACCAUCAAAUAACUGCAUUCUAUGGCACAAAGCACAAACAGAUUUAAAUAUAUAUACAUUGCUUAGUAUCUGUUUAUUGACAGCAACCUGAAAAGAUGCACAAUAUCUGACAUUUUGACGCUGUGGUGAUGACAUGAAAAAGGGUUUAAUAGUUUGGGUAAAAACAAAAUUUUAGGAGCAUUAUAGUAUGUUUCUGACCAAGUUAUUUGUUCAAAUAUUAUUCAUCAUUAUAAAUUAUUUUGUACAUGGUCACUCUCCUCCUUCCUCACAAUUAUGUAUGUAUUGUCCAAAUCUUUUAAUGUAGUAUUUGGUUUUGAGAAAGACUUUAACUUGUAUGGGAUAUUAGUUUUUUGAUCUGUUUGAUAUGGCUGCUGGUAAGUGUAAACAUUGCUUUUAGAACCCAGUGGAAGCCCCAUUGUAUAGGUUCCCUUGGGUAUAAAUGGGGCUAGAGUAUAUUGCAGUACAGAGUGAACUUCAAAGGUUAAUAGCAGCCAAUAUGUAAUGUUGAUGUUACAAUAUUUCUAUCGGCAUAUUUUUGGACAACAACGUAUUAGGGGUUUCAAAUUAAUUUUCGAUAUUGUGGCUUUGUAUCUGUUUUUUAUGUUCCUCAAAACCAUACUAUUAAUAAAAUGAGCUUAAUACAAUUGAAUAGUUAAAUCUAUAGGCUUAAAGUGUAAUUUCUGUAGAAGCUUGCAAUUGGAUAGAAAGUGACCAUCAAUGUAGAGUGGAUGUCUGUAAUUUUAAUUGUUUUUAAUUAUAUAUUUUGCCACAAAGCCUUAAAUUUUUGUUCAUAAUUGAUAUAUUGUGAGUGAUUUGUUUUUUUUCAUUUAUGUUAAGUAUGAUUGCUUCUUCCAGUUUUACAAUAUCGUGCUUUGUCUUUUAAGAAGUAAAUGUGUCCAGGGUAUGCAGGUUUAAAUUUCUCUCCUUUGCUAUUUUUGGAGUCCGAGGUUUGCCAGCAAUGUGCUGAGUUGACAACUGUAUUUGUUCCUUCAGAUGAAUUACAAGAAAGCACAGAGAUGCAAGAGACAGAAUCAACCAAAAGUUGUGCAGGUUAAGACUUGACGUAUAUGCUGGAGUUUGGCAUGACUUCAGUAACUUCUGUACUGCUUAAAUGGACAGGACUAGCCAAACACCAUUAUAUGCCAUUGUGGUUUCUGGUGUUUGUAGACAUUUAUAAAGUACAUAUAUUUUGCAUUUUCUGGUGAUCACAUUUAUGGCGAUUGUAUGUUUUAUUGGCAUUCACCGAUAGAAAUCCUGCAUGUUUUGUAGUAUUGUUUGGUGUACUCCUAAAACAUACUACAUAAAGAAUGUAAAAUGGCAACUCACAUCUCCUUUUUUGUUAUUGCAUUGUGAAGAUUAUAAAAUGUGGCUUCUUGUCAUUGAUCGUGGUAAUAGGUUUUUCUAAGAAACCAACUGAAAUAUAUAUUUUAUUGCAUACAAGUCCACUGUGCUUUUUAGUAUUUUUUUUUUCCACAACAGGGGUCCUCAAACUCCGUCCCCCCAGAUGUUGCUGAGCUACAACUCCCAUGAUUCUUUGAAUUACAUAGAUAGCCAGAGAAUCAUGGGAGUUGUAGUUCAGCAACAUCUGGGGGGACGGAGUUUGAGGACCCCUGCUCUACAAUGAGGCUGUCCUCUUUUACACAUUCGGGCAAAAUGUGCUUCUUUCAUUGUGUUCUUUAUUACCUUAUUCUUUAAAUUAUAUUCUGCCCUCCCCUGAUAUAUAGUGUACCUGUCAUGGGAAAACCACUUUAAGGUUGAUUUUUAUUUAUUUUUAGAUAAUCUACACAAUGUGCUAACAGACUAGCACCCUGAAAAUGGUCUCUCUCCCAGUUCUGUCAAUUAUUCCCUGCCAUGCACUUCUAUAGAGUUGGCAAAGUGUACUGAAUUUGUUUUUUACGCAUCUUUCUUGCCUUCUGAAUUUUUAUAGCACAUAUGCAGCAAUGUGCUAUUUUGCCUAUCAUGUGCCAUUUCAAUGUCGUUCUUAUUGUGAAAAGGAGAUAAUGUUCCUUGUAAUUCGAAGUCCUUUUGUGCUUCUUUCAGAAUGAGAUUGUUCAUAGCUACUGUAACAUAAUCUGAAAUAGAAAAUGUGGGCCAUUACUAGGCAACAGUAGACAAAUAUUAAAGUUCAGUAAAUAUUUAUAGUUGUAAAUCACUGCGGAAUAGUGUUGCGCUAUCUAAUUGCUAACAAUAAUUUGUCUGAGGCAAGAUGUUAAUAAAAAUAUAUAUAGUUCUUAAUGCUUAUUUUGUAUUCUUCGGUUAGAGUUUGAACAUUGUUUCAGUGAUUUAUUUAUUAAUUUUAUUGUAAACUGUAAACUCUCAAACCUUCAUUGUGUAAACCUGUACUAUCAUCAAUUAUUUAAUUUCUGAUUUUAGCUAUUUUAUAUUGACUCUUUGCACUAUAAAUUUAUGUCCCUGUUACAUAUCGGACUUAUGAGGAAUGCUGCUUGAGCCAGCAAUGUGCUGAGCUGACCACAGUAUUUGUUCCUUCAGAUGAAUUACAUUCCCAGGCCCCCGCAACUGAUUUUGGAACUGCAACUAAUGAAAAUCUUCAUAUCGUUAAUGUGGAGGGGAAGCACACUUAAUAUUUUUAACUUAACGCUUGAGCUUAGUCUAACGCUUAAUUUGAAUUGUAAUGUAACAAACAGUGAAAUGUGUACUUGAAAUGCGUACAAAAUUUUGUUAUAUAACUUACCACACAUGACCUGUUGUAAAUAUACAUUUAUUCACUUAAGCCGGAAAACCACUUGAAUGUAAUUUAAUUUUUUUUUUUUUUUUAAACUUCAGACUGAAUUUGAGAGAUUCCUCUACAUUUUUCAACUCUGCCAAAGUCUAUUUACUCUGUUGUGUAAGCUAUUAUAUAGGAAUAUAGUGCCUGAAGUAAAACGUUUUAUAAGUGAGUGAGUGGAAAGCCCAGGCCUUCCCUCUCCCUGCCCCACCCCCCUUUUUUUUUUUUUUUAACUCCUGAGUUAUGAUUGACACGAUUUACAUCUUCUAUGCAAUGUGCUGUGGAAACCAAUGUAAAUUAAAUGCACGAUCUUCUAAUAAAAGUCUGCUUUGUGACAGAACUUUUUACAGUGGC
Pelobates cultripes (western spadefoot toad) is the source of this 25355-nucleotide messenger RNA. The record is from the annotation of a GenBank genome assembly. NCBI's taxonomy places the organism in Eukaryota, Metazoa, Chordata, Amphibia, Anura, Pelobatidae.